This is a messenger RNA of Diabrotica balteata, 972 nucleotides long. Lineage: Eukaryota; Metazoa; Arthropoda; Insecta; Coleoptera; Chrysomelidae. The record is from the annotation of a GenBank genome assembly.
UAUACCUAAUAAUUUUAUAAAUUUACUUAAAAUAGAGGAAAAUGGUUCUCUCUAUGGACAGAUGGGUUGGCAAAGUAGCUGUUGUUACAGGAGCCAGUGCGGGAAUUGGAGCAGCUAUUGUGAAACAAUUAGCAGAAGCAGGUCUUCUGGUUGUGGGAGUGGCAAGACGAAAGGAAAAAGUAGAAGAGAUAGCAAAAUCGCUCGGUGAAGUAAAAGGUAAAAUUUACGCAUACAAAUGCGACAUUACGAACCAAACGGAACUACAAGAUGUUUUCAAAUGGACAACUAAAAAUGUUGGACCUGUUGCUGUGCUAGUCAAUAAUGCAGGAGUUCACAUAAGAACAAGUUUGGUCGAUGGGGAUAUAGAUGCAUGGAGAAAAACGGUUGAUACUAAUGUUCUAGCUUUGUGUAUCGCAACGAGAGAGGCCAUCAACAUUAUGAAAGAGAAUAACAUUGAUGGACAUAUUAUUAAUAUCAAUAGCGUUCUGGGACACAGUAUUUUUCCAUUUCCUAAACUAGAUGUAUAUCCAGCUACAAAAUACGGAGUAACUGCCAUAACAGAAACGCUAAGGAGAGAACUAAUGGAACUUAAAUCGAAAAUCAGAGUGACGAGUGUGAGCCCGGGUGCUGUUAAUACUGAAAUCUUUGAUAACGUAAGAGAUACUCAGUUUUUCAAGGAAAUGUUGUCGAAAACUAUGUUAAACGCUGAAGAUAUAGCAGAUGGAGUAUUAUAUGCACUAUCUACACCUCCUCAUGUACAGGUUCACGAGUUAAUGAUCAAACCUGUGGGGGAACAGUUUUAAAUUGAACAUUCUUUAAAUAUUUAAGUUCAUUUGCAUUCUUUUCACCAAUAGAUUAAUACUACUUAUUCCAUAAAUGUAUUGCUUAACGAGUUCCAAAUGUUAACUUAAUGUUAAAUUAAUUGUUAAAUAUAUAAUUGUUAAUUAUAUGUAUAUCGUUGAAUAAAUAAAC